Messenger RNA from Myripristis murdjan (pinecone soldierfish), 1213 nucleotides. It is a transcript of the gene bhlha15, whose product is annotated as basic helix-loop-helix family, member a15. NCBI's taxonomy places the organism in Eukaryota, Metazoa, Chordata, Actinopteri, Holocentriformes, Holocentridae. Gene Ontology annotation, molecular function: DNA-binding transcription factor activity, RNA polymerase II-specific; E-box binding; protein dimerization activity. The coding region runs from base 177 to 782 and encodes 201 amino acids. Gene Ontology annotation, biological process: sensory organ development; axon development; positive regulation of transcription by RNA polymerase II. The record is from RefSeq and is a predicted model, not a curated record. The transcript is spliced from 2 exons. Gene Ontology annotation, cellular component: nucleus.
CCGGCCUGGACAUUAUGCUGCUCUGACUGACGACUACACGGUGAUGCUUGGACUCUCUCUCUAACACUCAGGAGGGGAAAACUUUUUUCUUCUUUUUUUCUUCCUCCUAAACUUCCAAGACCUGUUGAAGCUGUGAGAUCAGCCCUGUGUGAGGGAAAGGUGGAGGAGGCAGCAGGAUGAAGUCCAAAGGGAAGGCUAUGAAACCAUCCAGGAGAACCUGGCCUGACCCUGACCCGGAGCCAGAACUGGAACCAGACACAGAACCAGAACCCGGCUCCAGUGAACAGGAAGGCUCCGAGGCCUCCGUCCGGAUUGGAGGCUCUUGGAGGGGGUCGCUGAGGAGUGGGGACCGGGAGCGUCGGGGAGCUGGGGCUGGAGGUGCCACAGGAAGAGCAACUUUAACUCCUCACCGGCGAAGACGCCAACACGGCACUGGCACCAAGGAACGCAACGUCCGCCGGCUGGAGAGCAAUGAGCGGGAACGCCAGCGCAUGCACAAACUCAACAACGCCUUCCAAGCACUGCGCGAGGCCAUCCCGCACGUCAAGAUGGACAAGAAGCUGUCCAAGAUCGAGACUUUGACCCUGGCCAAGAAUUACAUCAAAGCCUUGACCACGAUCAUCCUGGGCAUGUCUGGAGCCUGCCUGCCCGCCGGCGAGGCCGCGUCAGAAGCCAGCGCUGCCAAACUUCUCCAGUGCUACCAGCAACACCUGGAGGAGGAGGGCGAGGACGGUCUGACCCAGUACCUCACCCACAUGCACAGCUUCAGCCAGCACAGCUAACACACAGCUGAUUGCGGUACUAACAAAGCAGCUUGGAGACCAGAGAGGAGAACUCUGGAAGCUGCUGCGAGGCUGGUCUCCAAGACAGAUGGAGGUAUGAUGGAGGAUGAGGAUGGACGUCUGGGGCCAAAUCUCAAAUGAUGUCCAGUUCCUGUGAGGCACACCGCUUUGAUCAGAGCCACGGCGCCGUGUCCAAGGCUCUGGACAAAAACCGUGCUCUUUGUCGGAACAGGGCGCCAUUUCAGAUGAUUCUCCUCUGUCUUUAAUCCCUUACUGUAUUGGCAUGAAAACACCCACCAGUACUUCAACACUGUCUUCAUCAAUGGUGGUCUGAUCUCCUAGAACAUCUCCAAAGCGAGGAAUGAUAUGGGGACAGUGGAGACCGUUCACCUUGACACAACAUGUGUAAUAACUUUCAGCUGGUAAGCAUU